This is a messenger RNA of Scylla paramamosain (green mud crab), 2046 nucleotides long. RefSeq names its product putative aminopeptidase W07G4.4 (gene Dip-B). Gene Ontology annotation, cellular component: cytoplasm. Gene Ontology annotation, biological process: proteolysis. Bases 51 to 1637 code for a protein of 528 amino acids. Lineage: Eukaryota; Metazoa; Arthropoda; Malacostraca; Decapoda; Portunidae. Gene Ontology annotation, molecular function: manganese ion binding; metalloaminopeptidase activity. The transcript is spliced from 11 exons. The record is from RefSeq and is a predicted model, not a curated record.
UUUAUAGUAAUUGUUGUGAGUAUGAGGCAAAUGGCAACAUUGGUGGGUGGAUGUGGGCAGCAACUAUCAUGUUCUCAGUGCUCCAGACACCCACACCACACAUGGCUGCUUCAAGUGUUCCGUGUGAGGUGCGAGCAGAAGCAUCUGUGGCAGCAGCUGGUUAUGAUGGAAUCGUGCUGGUAACUGACUCUUUGGAGAAGCUUCAAGGGCAGUUCAGCCCACUUCAGGCACCACUCAAGGAACAAGCAAGUUUUGAUGAGUCACUGUUGAAGGAUGGAGGCUGUGUCAGGGUGGAGUUGCCUGCUGCCCGCUUAGUUUUUGCCCCUACUGGCCCACUGGAACGUGACCAGGAUGACGUGCGAAGGUUUGCAGAUGCUGCUGCAGAAGGGAUAAAAAGGGCCUUAAAGGUUGGCAUACGACGGCCUCUUCUUGUACGUGGCCCUGAUCAGGCCUUUCCUCAGGCUGACCUGGUGACACUUCUGGGUGCUCUGCAUGCUCUCUAUGUUCCUCUUGAGAUCAGAGAGGAUGUGCCCAAGAAGGCCUCAAAGACAUCAGUGCUUGGCUUUGUGGGUAGCAACAAGACUGUCCAACUGGCUGUUGCCCUAGAGAGUGGAAGGGUUGUUGCACGUGACAUCGGAGGCUCUGAUCCUGAGCGCAUGGCUCCUCCUCGAGUUGAGGAUUAUGUUAAGAAGGUGUUUGAGGGGAGCAGUGUAACUGUAAAUGUAGUAUCAGAUGAUGCUACACUCUGCCGCGAAUUCCCCCUCUUCUCAGCUGUCAAUAGAUGUGCUAAAGGGGUAGCACGUCAUCGUGGGCGUGUGAUUCACCUCACCUAUGUGGGAUCAGGCCCUGUAGAGUACACUCUGAUGCUGGUAGGAAAGGGGGUCACUUACGACACUGGUGGAGCUGAUAUCAAGGCCGGGGGUGUGAUGGCUGGCAUGCACCGGGACAAGUGUGGCUCAGCAGCUGUAGCAGGUUUCAUGCAGAUCCUCAGUAAGCUGCAGCCACCCAAUUUGAAGGUAAUUGGCUCCAUGGCAAUGGUCCGGAACAGUGUUGGAUCAGAAUGCUAUGUAGCUGACGAGAUUAUAACCUCUCGUGCUGGAGUACGGAUUCGAAUUGGCAACACUGAUGCAGAGGGACGGAUGGCCAUGGCUGAUGUGCUGUGUCUCAUGAAGGAAAAGGCUGUCAAAGAGGUCAAUCCUCACCUGAUGACCAUUGCAACACUUACUGGUCAUUGCUGUCUGGCAUAUGGCAACAGUUACUCUGCUAUCAUGGACAAUGGCCCAGCCAGCCAGGCUGCUGUAGCUCACACCAUCCAGGCAGCUGGAGAAGAGGUGGCUGAUCCACUGGAGGUUUCAACCAUUCGACGUGAAGACUAUGAAUUCCAUGCUGGAAAGAGUGAAUAUGAGGAUGUCCUCCAAAGCAACAAUAAGCCUUCAACUCAAACCCCAAGGGGUCACCAGAGUCCUUCAGCCUUCCUGGUGUUAGCCUCAGGUCUGGAUAAGCAUGGGAAGGACAGCAAGCAGCCCAUCAAGUACACUCACUUGGAUAUUGCUGGAGGAUCAGGACCAUUUCCAGGCAUCCCAACUGGAGCACCAAUUCUUGCUCUGGCUAAAGCCUUUAUACCCAGUGUCUUUUAAUAGUUUAGGAACACGGACUUGGCCAUGUACUUAACAGUUUGCUCUACAGUAAGGUGAUAUAAGCUAUUUUGUCAUAAUUCAGAUUAAGAAAUCAGUACAAUUGUUAGGAUAUGACUAAGCUUUUUUUUACCUACUCAAAUGUUAUUACUCCUUUUUUAUUCAUUUUGAUGCAUUCUGUAGGAAAUAAAAAUAUGAUGACUCAAGUCACACAAACUGAUACUAUUUGUAUUCACUCAUAAGAAUAUGAUACAUUCUUUAGUUUCCAUAAUUUUAAAUAACUUCAAGGUAAUAAUAAUAAUGAAUAUGGUAAACUUAGGUAGUUGUCAUUGCCUGAGAAUUAUGCUUAUGUUAUUCCUCAUUGUUGGGAAAUUGGUUGCUUUGGUUGAGCUAAUUAAAAUUUAUGAAAAUA